UGCUCCCGCCCCCGCUUCACCGUCCGGUCGAACGAAGAAACGGCGAGAAUGGCAUUUGUGCGUGAAAUUGUAUCAGUUUUUAUGUGAACAACUGCAUAUUUCUCACAGGAGCAGCUUCACCUUCCGACCUUUAGAUCCCUGGUGUAAUUAUUCCUUCGGAGUGUUGUAUUAUGUGCAGUUUUAGAGAGUUUUGUGUCAAAGAAUUUUAGUGGGACUGGUUCGGGGUGGUAUCCCGUGGAUUUUGUUUCAUUGUGCUUAACAAUAAUGGUCAGACUUCCCGCUAACAUCGUUGGAAUUUAAAACAUUCGUGCCCAACCGGCAUGGAUGAGGGUUUACUCAACGACCUUCUCGAGUGCUCCGUUUGUUUGGAGCGACUCGACACUUCUUCCCGUGUCCUGCCAUGCCAGCAUACCUUCUGUCUCAAGUGUUUGAAGGUGAUUAUAGAAUCGCACAAAGAAUUACGAUGUCCAGAAUGCAGGGUGUUAGUGGAAGCGAAGGUGGAAGAGUUGCCUCCGAACGUACUCCUCAUGAGGAUCCUCGAAGGUAUGAAGAACUCGGCUCCGAGGAAGUCGGCGACUGGACAAAGGACAUCAAGGAGCGGACAUUCCCAGGCGUUACAAGGUGUUCAGGGCGGCGGUAAGCAGCUACCGCCUCACGCAAGGGCUAUGUACGACUAUAUAUCCAAGGAGCCAGGGGACCUCUCGUUCAAGAAAGGUGAAACAAUACUCAUUCAAAAGAAAUUGGACACGUUCUGGUAUCAAGGAGAAUGUUCUGGAAGGACUGGCAUGUUCCCACUGGCAUAUGUGCAGGUUGUGGUACCUCUACCGGUGGCUACUGCACUAUGCAAAGCAUUAUACGACUUCCGAAUGUCUGCACCUGACGAGGAAGGCUGUCUGGCUUUCGAUAAAGGGGCGAUAAUAACCGUGCACCGUCGUGUGGACGACAACUGGGCGGAAGGCAGACUCGACCAACGUGUUGGUAUCUUUCCCAUCGCGUUCGUGGAACUCAACCAGGCAGCCAGGCAGCUUAUGAACAGUGUGCCUCUAAACCGUCCCGUGCCGCCCAUACCGGAACAGGCGCGACCCUCGCACUCUGAACACAGGCACCAUGUACAACAGCAAGUCCCGGGGCGCUACCCGGCGAUGUCCCUGUCGGCGCCGGGCGCGGGGCACGCCGCCUACCAGAACGUGGGCGCCAUGUCGCAGUCCCAGCCCAGCUACCACGCGCAGGGCCUCCUGCCGCAGCCACUCGCCCCGCACGCCAGGAACAUCGUGGAACCCGCGCACACCAAGCACUCGCUCGAUCUCAUACAGUUCACCAACGUACACAACAAGUCCCACCAAGGAACCAUGGGCAUACAGAGUGUCUCUCGAAUCGGAGAAAACUACGACAGACUACGAACGGUCAAAUACGACAGCUAUAACUCGACGCCCGUACACAAAGUGGACAAUACCUACCAGAACGUAAGGACACACGAACAUUUUCCCGUCUCCGUAGCCAAUUUCAACACUAGCAAUGUUAGUUCCGAUUCGAGUUCGAGUAUGAACACGCCAUCUUUCGGAGUAAGUUCAACGACCACUCCGAACACGAGCUCCGACACGAGCACUUGCGAGAGCGCUGAGCCGAGCCUUCCUAGUUCCCCCGACAAUAACACCGAGCGAAAUGCGACCGUCAUUGCUGGCAAUACGGCUCAAAUUCAAAACCAAAAUCAGAACAUACCAGAGGAGGAAACUAACAACGACGAGUCUCUUAAUACUUCUAUGGGAGUGUUGAGUUUGAAUGAAAGUUCAACAGCUACAAACACGUCUUUGAAUGUCAGCUUGCCACCGUCAGAGAGUCCAAAAUUGAAUGCGUCUGGUACGAGUAAUGCCUCUCAAACACAAGAAGAUAAUCAGGAAAGUGCACUCAAUAAUGAUUCUUCAAGACUUGACGUGCCUUCGUCUAGUAAAAACCCGUUGAGAAAUAAUGUAGAAGCUUUUUUGAAUUUUGGAUUAGGACUACAAGCGGCUCUGUCGCCCUCUCACGGGAAAGAUGGGAAUUAUAUGGUAACCAGACCGCAUAGAGAUCAUCACCAUAAAGAAAGGGAGAAGAGGCACAGUUUGACGCCGUCUACACAUUUACAGGGAAAUCAUAAUACUCAAAACAGGCACUCUGCAGAGAUCCUAGCGACCAGUUUGCUGGACGCGGGCCCCGAGGCGCGCAGCGAGCGACGCCGGCGCCGGUCGCGCAGCAACGAGCGCCCGCUGCCCGCCGCCUACGUCGCCAUCUACCCCUACAAACCACAGAAACCCGACGAACUCGAGCUUAAGAAAGGAGGUAUCUACACGGUGACGGAGCGGUGCCGCGACGGUUGGUACAAAGGUUGCUCAGAACGAUCGCAGCGCUGCGGCGUCUUCCCGGGGAACUACGUCGCGCCCGCCUCCAAUCUGCGUACUAAACACGACAAGUCGCAGAGCGCCCCGCCGCCCAGCACGGUGGGCCCCACGAGUACAGGCCCUCCGAGUGCAGGCCCCCCUAGUACGGGCCCCCCGAGUGCAGGCCCCCAGGCCCCCAGUGGCUCGGCCCCCGACGCACCGCCCCGCGCCAGAGACCCCGCGCUGCUCAUGGCUCAACCAUUGACGUACCCAUGGUGUUCUCCUGCCCAAUCACAGCAAAGCACGCCAAGAUCUGAAAAGCCGAAAGAAAAAUCGAAAGCAGAGAAAUCUUCAAUAUCAACGGGCGUAAGUUUGAUGAAGCGUUUGGCUGCUAUGAAGAAAUGCAAGUCGCCGCCUCCCACUGGGUACAGUAUGGAUAAUCCAGUGUUCGAAGAUGGACCCGGCACGUCAUUGAUGCUAAACACCAACUCACAACAUCACCCUGUACAUGUGAGGUCGGGCUCAUGCCCCUCGCAACUGCUGCGAGCGCUGCCGCCGGCCACACGUACACACAAGGAGCGGCCCACACCGGCGCCCCUGCACGAACAUCACCACCAUCUGCACAGGUUGUAUGCCAACACACACACAUCCCUCACACACGCACACACAAGGAGCGGCCCACACCGGCGCCCCUGCACGAACAUCACCACCAUCUGCACAGGUUGUAUGCCAACACACACACAUCCCUCACACACGCACACACAAGGAGCGGCCCACACCGGCGCCCCUGCACGAACAUCACCACCAUCUGCACAGGUUGUAUGCCAACACACACACAUCCCUCACACACGCACACACAAGGAGCGGCCCACACCGGCGCCCCUGCACGAACAUCACCACCAUCUGCACAGGUUGUAUGCCAACACACACACAUCCCUCACACACGCACACACAAGGAGCGGCCCACACCGGCGCCCCUGCACGAACAUCACCACCAUCUGCACAGGUUGUAUGCCAACACACACACAUCCCUCACACACGCACACACAAGGAGCGGCCCACACCGGCGCCCCUGCACGAACAUCACCACCAUCUGCACAGGUUGUAUGCCAACACACACACAUCCCUCACACACGCACACACAAGGAGCGGCCCACACCGGCGCCCCUGCACGAACAUCACCACCAUCUGCACAGGUUGUAUGCCAACACACACACAUCCCUCACACACGCACACACAAGGAGCGGCCCACACCGGCGCCCCUGCACGAACAUCACCACCAUCUGCACAGGUUGUAUGCCAACACACACACAUCCCUCACACACGCACACACAAGGAGCGGCCCACACCGGCGCCCCUGCACGAACAUCACCACCAUCUGCACAGGUUGUAUGCCAACACACACACAUCCCUCACACACGCACACACAAGGAGCGGCCCACACCGGCGCCCCUGCACGAACAUCACCACCAUCUGCACAGGUUGUAUGCCAACACACACACAUCCCUCACACACGCACACACAAGGAGCGGCCCACACCGGCGCCCCUGCACGAACAUCACCACCAUCUGCACAGGUUGUAUGCCAACACACACACAUCCCUCACACACGCACACACAAGGAGCGGCCCACACCGGCGCCCCUGCACGAACAUCACCACCAUCUGCACAGGUUGUAUGCCAACACACACACAUCCCUCACACACGCACACACAAGGAGCGGCCCACACCGGCGCCCCUGCACGAACAUCACCACCAUCUGCACAGGUUGUAUGCCAACACACACACAUCCCUCACACACGCACACACAAGGAGCGGCCCACACCGGCGCCCCUGCACGAACAUCACCACCAUCUGCACAGGUUGUAUGCCAACACACACACAUCCCUCACACACGCACACACAAGGAGCGGCCCACACCGGCGCCCCUGCACGAACAUCACCACCAUCUGCACAGGUUGUAUGCCAACACACACACAUCCCUCACACACGCACACACAAGGAGCGGCCCACACCGGCGCCCCUGCACGAACAUCACCACCAUCUGCACAGGUUGUAUGCCAACACACACACAUCCCUCACACACGCACACACAAGGAGCGGCCCACACCGGCGCCCCUGCACGAACAUCACCACCAUCUGCACAGGUUGUAUGCCAACACACACACAUCCCUCACACACGCACACACAAGGAGCGGCCCACACCGGCGCCCCUGCACGAACAUCACCACCAUCUGCACAGGUUGUAUGCCAACACACACACAUCCCUCACACACGCACACACAAGGAGCGGCCCACACCGGCGCCCCUGCACGAACAUCACCACCAUCUGCACAGGUUGUAUGCCAACACACACACAUCCCUCACACACGCACACACAAGGAGCGGCCCACACCGGCGCCCCUGCACGAACAUCACCACCAUCUGCACAGGUUGUAUGCCAACACACACACAUCCCUCACACACGCACACACAAGGAGCGGCCCACACCGGCGCCCCUGCACGAACAUCACCACCAUCUGCACAGGUUGUAUGCCAACACACACACAUCCCUCACACACGCACACACAAGGAGCGGCCCACACCGGCGCCCCUGCACGAACAUCACCACCAUCUGCACAGGUUGUAUGCAAACACACACACACACAUCCCUCACACCUCACACACGCACACACAAGGAGCGGCCCACACCGGCGCCCCUGCACGAACAUCACCACCAUCUGCACAGGUUGUAUCUACACACACAACACAUACAACACACGCUUAUGUUAAAUGUGAGUGUCGAAGGUCCCUUCUGUGUCUAUCAUAAAAACAUGUUGUAUUUAUGAGCAUGGGCUGAUUCCUGUUUUGCUUUCAUACUCUUUUUAUGAUUAUUAUUAUUAAUUUAAUGUUUGUGGUGUUGCAAUCUACUAACGCGUCCUUUGUUCUUUAGGUAAUAGAGUUUCUUACUGUUGGUUUUCUUAUACAUGAUAAAGAUAAUUUGUAGGAAUCGAUUCAGUUUAUUUGUCAUUAGACAAGCAACCGUAAUUAGUAAUAGACAUAAGUACUUUACUCACAAUACGGUAUUU
Messenger RNA from Spodoptera litura, 5421 nucleotides. Lineage: Eukaryota; Metazoa; Arthropoda; Insecta; Lepidoptera; Noctuidae. The record is from RefSeq and is a predicted model, not a curated record.